Molecule: messenger RNA, 752 nt
Organism: Etheostoma cragini (Arkansas darter)
Lineage: Eukaryota; Metazoa; Chordata; Actinopteri; Perciformes; Percidae
Product: E3 ubiquitin-protein ligase TRIM47-like
Exons: 4
Molecular function (GO): zinc ion binding
Source: RefSeq, a predicted model, not a curated record
GACGAUGGCGGAGGCAGCGCUCCCAGAUCUGUUCUCAGAGCAGGAGUUAACCUGCUCCAUCUGUCUGGAUCUGUUCAACCAACCAGUCUCCACUCCCUGUGGACACAACUUCUGUCAGGCGUGUAUCGGGGGUUACUGGGCGUCCGGCGCGGCGUGCACGUGUCCUCUCUGCAAGCGCCAGUUCGACGAGCGCCCUCAGCUCAGCGUCAACAAAGUCUUCGCUCUCAUCGCCGAGAAGUUCCAGCAGAGCCGCUACGGCGCCGCGGGGCCCCCCCCGGCGCCCGGGGUGCCGGCGCCCGGGGUGCCGGCGCCCGGGGCGACCCCCGACGACCCGGCGGCGGCGCCCGGAGAGGACGUGGUGUGGUGUGACGUGUGCACGGGCCUGAAGCAGCCGGCCGUGAGCUCCUGCCUCACCUGCACCGCCUCGUACUGCUCGCUGCACCUGCAGCCGCACCAGCGCACGCCCUUCUACGCCAAACACCCGCUGAUGACGCCGCAGGACGCCCUGCGCGGGCGCACCUGCCGCGUGCACCGCCGCCUGCUGGAGGUGUACUGUCGGACAUGUGAGCGCUGUAUCUGCGCCCUCUGUGUGCUUGACGAACAUCGGAUCCACAAAACGGUCUCAGUGCAGACGGAGAGAGUCAGCAAGCAGAGGGAGGUGGCCCGGACCGAGCAGGAGAUCCUGAACCGGAUCCGACAGAAAGAGAUCCACAUCACCCAGCUGAAGAAGAAGCUGGACGCAGUCAAGGUAC